Iphiclides podalirius (scarce swallowtail) is the source of this 1032-nucleotide messenger RNA. Lineage: Eukaryota; Metazoa; Arthropoda; Insecta; Lepidoptera; Papilionidae. The record is from the annotation of a GenBank genome assembly.
AUGACGAAUAACACACAGAUCCUGUUCAAAAUAUUCCAAGAGAUCCUGGCUGCAUCGGAGAAUUCAUCAGACAACCAGACCAUCAACGAGACUAAAAUUCUAUCUGUCCUCAGAGAGCAGGCUACAUUAGGUCAAGGCAACAAUAUAGGAUCAGUGUUAGUCAAAGUCGUGAGCGACGCGCAAAGCAAGUUGAAUCUGACUAUCAAAGCUGAUACAUGUGGAUACUGUGAUGGUGACUUCAGGCAUGUCAUUGAAACUUACAAUGGCAUUCACGGUUACGUCAGCUUAUUGGUUUGCACUAUUGGAUUACUUGCUAACUCGAUGAACGUUGCGGUUCUGACCAGAAAGGACAUGGCUGCUGCUCCCAUCAACAGACUUCUUAAAUGGCUUGCAGUUGCCGACGUUUUCGUGAUGCUCGAAUACAUACCUUUUGCAGUCUAUAAAUACUUAGUAUUCGACAUCCACACAAAGGACGUCAGUGACGCGCAGGGCAAUCACGCCAUCGCGUACCAUCUUGAUUCAGACAGCCAAGGAAAGCUGUAUCAGAUAAAUUUUUGGGUUCAUGCGGUCCUCAUAAAGCUGUUGCCGUGCUCUAUCCUGACCAUAAUAAGUGUGUGGCUUAUAAGGGCAUUAUACAAUGCCAAUCAGCAUCAGAAGAACUUGAGGAAUUACGGUGCUUGCCCAGCAGCGGAGAAGAUGGUCAAAAGGCAGCAUAAGGCCGACAAAAGGACGGAUAGGACGACGAAGAUGCUGCUAGCGGUGCUCUUGCUGUUUCUGCUGACGGAGCUACCGCAAGGAAUCUUGGGGUUGAUGAGCGGGCUGCUGGGUUUGUGCUUCUUCAAAAGGUGCUACAACCUGUUCGGCGAAACUAUGGACCUGUUGGCGCUCGUGAACGGCUCAAUAAACUUCAUCCUUUACUGUUCGAUGUCCCGUCAAUUCCGUCAGACAUUCCGCCAACUGCUUUUGCAGAGACCGCUUGCCCGACUGCGACCACCCACCGGCUCGCAUUCGGAGUCGCACUAUCAGAAUACG